AUGUCAAUGAGUAAAACAGUUUUUCGAAGGGCAUUUGCAGCUAUGAGGAGUUGGAACGAAUCAGAGCUCGUAAUCGAUAGGAAAUCCAAAUUUCAAGGCAGAUGUGUGAAGAUUAACAACCAAGAUGAGAUACCUGGUAUUCUCCAGGAGCUUGUAGAUACCAACAAAGCCGUGUCUAAAGCGAGCCAUCCGCACAUGUAUGCUUGGAGGACCGGAGAGGUCGCGCAUGAAGAGGUCUCGACUGGAAAGAGAGGCAAAAAAGGUGUGAAAACGGAAACAACAGUUCGCGGUUUGCAGCAAGGCUUCCACGAUGGUGGAGAAGCAGGCGCUGGUCAGCGGCUACUCACUCUACUGGAGAGGAGCGGUUUAGUGAAUAUUCUCGUCAUAGUAACUAGGUGGUAUGGGGGUACACCUUUAGGAUCUGCAAGAUUUCGAAUGAUAGCUGCUGCCGCUGCUGAAAGCCUGAAGGCGGCAGAGGGAAAGUAA
Molecule: messenger RNA, 486 nt
Organism: Lachancea thermotolerans CBS 6340
Lineage: Eukaryota; Fungi; Ascomycota; Saccharomycetes; Saccharomycetales; Saccharomycetaceae
Exons: 1
Coding region: 1-486 (161 amino acids)
Biological process (GO): regulation of translational initiation
Cellular component (GO): cytoplasm
Source: RefSeq, a predicted model, not a curated record